Malassezia restricta is the source of this 1695-nucleotide messenger RNA. Its product is annotated as nucleus protein. NCBI's taxonomy places the organism in Eukaryota, Fungi, Basidiomycota, Malasseziomycetes, Malasseziales, Malasseziaceae. The record is from RefSeq and is a predicted model, not a curated record. Gene Ontology annotation, biological process: transcription initiation at RNA polymerase III promoter. The coding region runs from base 1 to 1695 and encodes 564 amino acids. The transcript has a single exon. Gene Ontology annotation, molecular function: histone acetyltransferase activity; protein binding. Gene Ontology annotation, cellular component: transcription factor TFIIIC complex.
AUGCCGAGGAUCGUCGCGUCGCAGACGCUGGCCACGGGGCGCGCGUGUGCGCCGAGUGCGUGCGUGCAAUGGUCGGACGAUGGCCAGGUGGUCGUGGCGACGAAGGAGGCCCUGCACAUCCUGACGCCGCGCGUCGGCGCCGCCCUCGAGCACGAGGUCCUAGAUGCGCCCCGAGAAAGAGAGUGCGCCGGAGCGUGUGCGCCCGAGCCCGUCCACGAGGACCCGACGGCCUCCGUCGUGCCGAGCAUGGUGCUGGGCGGGCCUGCGUGGUACGCAGCAGCAUGGUCGCCGUCGAGCGCGGCGCGGAGCUGCCUGUUAGCGACGAUCGAUACACGACGCAGCGUGCGUUUGUAUGCGGGCCCGACGUGUCUGGGCGACGUCGACAUGCCCCGCCUGCGUGACGACGACGACAUGGCGCGGCACUGCACGUGUCUCGCAUGGCAGCCACACGCGGCUGCGCCGGCCUGGCUCCUGGUCGGCACACGCAGCGGCCAUGUGGUGCUGUUCCGCGUACAGGACACGUGGGAGUAUGUCGCCCACAGCGUCGUGCCUGGGUGUGUGCGGGCUAUAUCGUGGGGCACGCACGUCAUGGUGCAUGCGGGCGAGCACCUCGUACAGCUGCACAUGCCCCGCAUGAGCGUCGUGGCGACGCGCCGCGUGGGCGCAGCUCACAUCUCGGGGCUGGUGCAGCUGCGUGGCCGGUGGCUGUGGGCGACGCCACACGCAUGCUGGGCGUGGGACGCAGACGGCCAGGUGCGCAGCGCGGAUACGCGCGCAUCGCAUGCGGCCGGACACGACGCCACGCGCCUCAUCCUGUCGGACGGCACCGCUUGGGACGGCGACUCGCUCGAGGCGUGCGCGCCGCCUCGUCUUUGGGGCUACGCCACCGAUGCAUCCGGAUGGUGUGCCAUGCUGCAAGAGGCAGACGAGGAUGCGCCCUGGCGGUACGUCAUCACCCACAAGCUCGCAUUCACGCUGCACAUGCCACCGACGCCGCCGCCCGUGCCGACGGACGGCGCGCCUGCCUCGGCCUGGCGGGCAUGGGCGCUGUGGCGUCAGGAGCGGGGCCAGGAGGCGUGCGAGGCGCUGUGGACCGAGCUGCGCACCCGCGUCACGGAGCUGGACGCCCGCGUCGAUGCACUGCUCACAACGCGGCCUGCCGCCGCGGCGUGGCUCGAGGAGCUGCGCCACGCCCACAGGUGGGCAUGGUGGAUUCACCUCACCUCCGCCGACGAAGCAGCGGCGCAUGGCCUGCAGGGCCUGCCGUGGACCGUGACGUGGCUCGGUGGCGUGUGCCGCGCGGCGGCUCUGCUGGAGAGCGACGCGAAGGACGAGGCGUACGCGCGACGCGUGGCAGCGGCGCUCUUUUGCAUGGCACAACAGGCGGGCGUCCGCGAAAGAACCUGCUUGGAGCAUUACAGUCAUCGUCUAUUACCUCCUGAUACCUAUGCAGACUGGGUCCGUGCAGGUGCGCCGCAGCUGGACGAGGCAUGCCCAGCAUGCGGCGCGUCGAUGGCGUUUGAGCUCGCGCCGUACGCGCGGUGCACGGCGCAGCACGUCUUGGAUCGAUGCGUCGCGACGUGGGCGCUGCUGGAUGGCACCGAUACCCUCACAUGCACGGGGUGCGAGCGGCAGGCCUCGGCCCACACAUCAUGGAGCUCCUGCCCCGCGUGUGGCAAUCGAUGGCGCAGCUAG